AAGUCGAAACCGAGUCGAGUUGCGGAACAGGAAUUGAAAACCGACUCUUUGGAGUGCCCUUUCUUUUAUUAGAUUCAAUUCACUCAUCUUUUUUUAAAGCCGGAGGCAUAAUGGAUGAGCCACCACCCCCCGGUGGAGAGAUUCCAGGCCUGAUGAUGGUUGAUCAUAUGAUGCCCCCCGGAACUGGACCGUAUGGCAUGGCAGACAUGGGGCCUCCAGGAAUGAUGACAGCACCACCACCACCUUCAUUGGGAAUGACUAUGCCACCUGGUGAUGAGGCAUAUGAGUCCCUUCUUCCACCUGGUGUAGAAGAUGAUGACACUCCCAUGGCUCCUCCUCCACCAUCAUUUAUACGUGAAGGCAGCCCUGAGGAUGACUUGAGACUUCCUCAAGCACUAGAGCAAGCACUGGCCUAUAAAAACCAACGGGCCCAAGCCCUAGGAGUUGAUGAAGACGAUUUUAAUCAAAUUGAUAAAGAGUAUGACAUCCCGGAAGCUCCUCCAGCCCCUGUUAUCUCACAAGAUGACGACUAUGAUGAGGAAGAGGAUAAUGAUGAUUCAAAUAAAAUUUCUAAGGAAGGAAAACUUACCAAAGAGGAAAUGAGAAUCAACAAAAAUAAAAGAAAGAAGAAGAAGAAAAAGCAGAAUAAACAAACUCAAAGAAUUCAAAAGCAAGAACAAGAGCUAAAAGAGAGUGAGCGGGAGAAGACAGAUGAAGAGACUGGAGAGAAAGAUGUAGAUGUUGAAAUAGAGUACAUUCAAGAAGUUCUAGGGUUAAAUGAUCUUGAUCCAAUGUACCGUCAUUUUGCCAAAGUUUUUGAAACUUUCCGUAUUACUGAACCUGAUAAUCAAGUAAAGCUAGAAGAGAUAAAAGAAGAACCUGUUGUAGAGUUUAAGAAAGCACCCAAACCAAUUGAUGAAUAUGAUGAUGAGGAAGAUGAAGAGAAAAAACAGGAUGAAAAGAAAAAACUAUCAAAGAGGAAACUGAAAAAACUGACACGGUUGAGUGUAGCUGAAUUGAAACAACUUGUAUCCAGACCAGAUGUCGUAGAAAUGCAUGAUGUCACAGCCAGAGAUCCCAAGCUGCUUGUGCAGUUGAAAGCCCACAGAAACACUGUCCCUGUUCCUAGACAUUGGUGCUUUAAACGAAAGUACUUACAAGGGAAACGUGGUAUUGAAAAACCUCCUUUUGAUCUGCCUGAAUUUAUUAAGAAAACAGGCAUUAUGGAAAUGCGAGCAGCACUACAAGAAAAAGAAGACCAGAGAACACUUAAAGCCAAGAUGAGAGAAAGAUCUAGGCCCAAAUUAGGCAAAAUUGACAUUGAUUAUCAAAAGUUACAUGAUGCAUUUUUCAAAUGGCAAACUAAGCCCCGAAUGACAAUUCACGGGGAUUUGUAUUAUGAAGGGAAAGAAUUUGAAACAAGACUUAAAGAGAAGAAACCAGGAGAUUUGAGUGAUGAUCUAAGAACAGCUCUGGGAAUGCCUGUUGGUUCCAGUGCACAUAAGGUUCCUCCCCCAUGGUUGAUUGCUAUGCAGCGGUAUGGCCCUCCUCCAUCAUACCCUAACUUAAAGAUUCCUGGCCUCAAUGCACCUAUUCCAGAUAAUUGCUCAUUUGGUUACCAUGCUGGUGGCUGGGGUAAACCUCCAGUUGAUGAAUCAGGAAAGGCAUUGUAUGGUGAUGUUUUUGGUCAGCAGAACCGAGAUUAUCAGAAUGACGCACUUGAAGAGGAAGUAGAUCGUGCUAUUUGGGGAGAAUUGGAAUCAGAAUCUGAGGAAGAGGAAUCAGAAGAAGAAGAAAGUGAAGCAGAAGAAGAGGGAGAGGAUCAGACAGGUCUUGUUACACCUGCUGAAGGUCUAGUUACACCAAGUGGUAUGGCUUCUAUACCUACUGGUCUGGAAACACCUGAGAUCAUUGAACUGAGAAAGAGGAAAAUAGAAAGUGAGAUGGAUGGAGGAGACACGCCUGCUCAACUUUAUCAGGUGCUACCAGAGAAACGGGUGGAUCGGGUGUCUGGUGCAAUGAUGGCUUCAACUCAUAUAUAUGAUAUGGCGGGAACAAGUGCACCCAGGGAGGGUGUUCCAAUUGUCCAGCCUCGAGGACGUGUCCAGCUUCCAGGAAUGUCAGAUCAAGCGGUUGAACUUGCUUUAGAUCCUUCAGAACUGGAUCUAGUGGACACUGAGGCAAUGAAAGCUCGAUAUGAACAACAAAUCAGAGAACUGAGUCAUUUACAGAAAGAAGAUCAUUCGGAUAUGUUGGCUGACCAUUUAGCAAGACAAAAGAACAAGAGGAAGAGGCAGCAGACACAGUCCGAUAAACAGACUAAGAAAUAUAAGGAAUUCAAAUUCUAAGAAAGAAAAUUUAAAUAUAUUGGUAUGUACAUGUAUCACAACCUCAAAGCCCUCAUGGCUCUCAAAAAUCAUUCCCCCUUACUGUGAAUUUGUUUUUUUCACAAUUUGAUGAAUUGUGUAUUGUCAAUUGUUUUCCCCCUUAAUUACAUUGAGCUGUUGCUAAUACACUCUCAAACCAUGUAAAUUUUACUUAACUUUUUAUUUAAAAAAAAUAUAAAAUAAAGCUCUAAACCAUAUAUCACCAGUCAAAAUCAGUCCCAAGGCUAUCUAGAGGGAGCACUUCCUGCAUCUUGACGUACAUGAAAAAUAAAAAAAGAAAAAAAAUCAAAAAAUACAACAAAAAUUGGACAAUUUUAAGGUUUUAAAUCCCCUAUUUUUACCUGAUUUCCUCCAAAAUACAUUCAGCUUCUCUCCAUCCUGUUUCAAUUGCUCCAUGCACAGUAGAAAAGAAGUGUUCAUGGGUUGCUUCUCCUGCAAAAUGCACCACCUGAGGAGAAAAUGAAAUAUUUGAGAUGUGAAAUUUAUUUUCAUUUCAUAUAUGUACUGUAAUAUGUAAGUUGAGUGCAAGAUUAUUAACUUACCUUUCUGUUUUUUCUGUUUUUGAGUGGUUCAGCCAGUUGCUUAGCAUUCACAUUCAUUUUUUCUGUGUUCAUACUUCGAAAACUGUAAGAUCCUCUGAAGUGAGGAUUACUGUACCACUUUGAUCUUUGGAAUGUCAUAAAAACAUACAAAAAGAUUAA
Frankliniella occidentalis (western flower thrips) is the source of this 3088-nucleotide messenger RNA. It is a transcript of the gene Sf3b2, whose product is annotated as splicing factor 3B subunit 2. Gene Ontology annotation, biological process: mRNA splicing, via spliceosome. The transcript has 16 exons. Gene Ontology annotation, cellular component: nucleus; catalytic step 2 spliceosome; precatalytic spliceosome. NCBI's taxonomy places the organism in Eukaryota, Metazoa, Arthropoda, Insecta, Thysanoptera, Thripidae. The coding region runs from base 111 to 2348 and encodes 745 amino acids. The record is from RefSeq and is a predicted model, not a curated record.